AUGGCUCGCUCGCUUGCCGCGAUUGCCCUCACGACCACAGCACUCAUCGUGCUGCUCUGCGCAAUCCAGUCAGAGGCGAAGGUGUUCACAGUGGGAGGCAGUGGGCUCAGUCCGUGGGGAUUCGGCGUGAAGAGAUGGAAGCCCAAGGGCGUCAUUCACGCCGGGGACACUCUUGUGUUCAAGUGGACGGGCGUCCCGCAUGACGUGUGGAUCAUGAACUCCAUGGAUGCGUACAACAACUGCAACUUUGGUGCGGCCACUAAGAAGACCGGCAUCACAAGCGCCGGGAAGUACAAGUACAAGGUGCCAGCUUCAGCCAAGGGCACAUCCAUUCUCUUCUCAUGCAGCGUGCCUAGCCACUGCACUGUGGAUAACAUGAAAGUGGCAGUACCAAUCCACGCUUGA
Molecule: messenger RNA, 405 nt
Organism: Closterium sp. Naga37s-1
Lineage: Eukaryota; Viridiplantae; Streptophyta; Zygnematophyceae; Desmidiales; Closteriaceae
Source: the annotation of a GenBank genome assembly